AUGUCCUCGAAAGACUCACACCUUUACAAUCAUGGCCGAUCACGCAACCUGAACGGCGGCAAAGAGAUCUCAUCAUCGGCCACACUUUCCUUCACUUCACAAUUAAGCUCCCUCAUCAGCUCCGGGAGCAAUGGCACUUCUGCGAAAACAUCGUCCGGUCGCUCCCGAUCCAAGAAGGACGACAUCUUCUCCACGCACAAUCGAAACUCUGCCAAGCGUGCGAAACGCGACCUAGAGCCUGACAAUGCAGGCACGUUCGAGCAGAAGCAUACCACAAAUGGCGAGGCACUGGACCGCGGAAUUUGGGAGCGCAGUAAGCGGAAGAUGGAGGAGAAGGCGCGAUUGUACGCUGCAAUGAAGCGAGGCGACAUUGAGGAUGUCGAUGAGAGAUAUGCGGUAGACUUCGACACAAAAUGGGCCGAGGCAAGAGCAGAAGGCAAGGAAGAUCUUUCGGACGAAGACAACGAAAUUGAGGACGCCGGCGAGGAAGUGGAAUAUGUCGAUGAGUUUGGCAGGACGCGUAAAGGCAGUAAGCUGGAUGCAAUGCGCGCGCGACAACAGUCAGAUCGAAAGACAGACAGCUACGGCGCGAAACCUGCUCCGCCUUCGAAUGUGGUCUACGGAGACGCCAUCCAGCACCAAGCUUUCGAUCUAGAUGAACCUCGCGCUGCACAAAUGGAAGAGCUGGCAAGGAAACGAGAUCAGAGCCUGACACCUCCGCCUGAAGAGCAUUUUGACAGCAAUAAGGAGAUUCGGAACAAGGGCACUGCUUUUUACCAGUUCUCCGGUGAUGCUGAGCAGCGAAAGCAGCAGAUGGACAAUCUGGAGCAAGAACGUGCUCAGACCGAGAAGAUACGGAAGGAGCGCGAGAGUAAGAUUGCGGAGCGCAGAGUACAGAUUGAGGCCCGGCGGCAGGAGAUACAGAAUCGCAACGCGAAGAGGAAAGCCGAUGACUUCCUUGCUGACCUGGGAGUGGAGAUGGGUGUCAAACACGAAGGGAGUAAGCAAAACGUCGAAGCGGAGGAGCCUGGCGAUACCCAAGCUACAGACAUGACGAAUCGCAUAGAGAGAGCGAUUCGACAAGAAAAGGGCGAUUGA
Messenger RNA from Pseudocercospora fijiensis CIRAD86, 1098 nucleotides. RefSeq lists its product as uncharacterized. Bases 1 to 1098 code for a protein of 365 amino acids. The transcript has a single exon. Gene Ontology annotation, cellular component: nucleus. The record is from RefSeq and is a predicted model, not a curated record. NCBI's taxonomy places the organism in Eukaryota, Fungi, Ascomycota, Dothideomycetes, Mycosphaerellales, Mycosphaerellaceae.